This is a messenger RNA of Diachasmimorpha longicaudata, 1634 nucleotides long. RefSeq names its product cell division cycle 7-related protein kinase-like. The transcript is spliced from 9 exons. The record is from RefSeq and is a predicted model, not a curated record. Gene Ontology annotation, biological process: mitotic DNA damage checkpoint signaling; protein phosphorylation. NCBI's taxonomy places the organism in Eukaryota, Metazoa, Arthropoda, Insecta, Hymenoptera, Braconidae. Gene Ontology annotation, molecular function: ATP binding; protein serine/threonine kinase activity. Gene Ontology annotation, cellular component: nucleus. Bases 237 to 1466 code for a protein of 409 amino acids.
GGUUCAGGAGAUCAUUAAGUCUUUGCUCUUUACUAAAACAAGUAAACGAGUACUUCACCUUGACGUGAGCAGCGCUCCGCAUGUAGAUAAUCCACUGGUUCAUCCUCUAGUUUAGCCCAUCCUCUUCGGUAGUGGCUUUGGGAUUAUUGGCGCGAAAGACGAGAAGUGUGAGAACAUUCCUCGGAUGGAACUCCGAAGAUUUUCUCUAGAGGAUUUAGAGGCUUUUUUUUUGUACGAUGGAGACAGAUGUGGUGAGCAACUACUGGAACGUGUAUCACCCGGGAGGUGUUCGGGGUCCUGAGGCUGAGCCUUACCUGGAGCAGAAAAUCGCAGCAUUAAUUCAAGAGCUUCCAGUGCUAGGAGAAUUGUUUGAUAUUCAUUGGAAGAUCGGUGAGGGGACAUUCAGCUCCGUCUACCUCGCGACGUUGAAAGAGUCCAGGUCUUCUGGGGAAUCAAAAAAAUUUGCCGUAAAACAUUUGAUACCGACUUAUCCACCUGCUAGAGUUGAAAGAGAGCUGCAAUGUCUACGUAACAUUGGAGGAGCUGAUAAUGUCGUAGGGAUUGAAUUCUGCGUACGAAGUGGAGCAUCUGUUGCCUUUGUCAUGCCUUACAUAAGACAUACGAAAUUUUCGGAUUAUUUUUGCAACAUGGGCACAGUCGAGUUGAAACACUACAUGAAAGCCCUUCUGACAGCCCUGCGAAAAGUUCACAUGUUCAAUAUACUCCACAGAGAUGUUAAACCCAGUAAUUUCUUGUACGACAGAAGAAACCGAAGGUAUCUUCUCGUGGAUUUUGGCUUGGCCCAAGAGUACAAAGAGGAGAAAAAAGUGGAGAUGAACAAACCCCAGCCCAUGGACAAUUAUUGCGUCAAGAGAAAGCGAACAGAUGAGAAUAAACGUGAGCUACUGGAGGAAACGCAGAAAUCUGAAACCGAGAGUAGAUGCUAUUGUUUUGGAAAACCGAGGGUCUGUUCCCUGUGUUUAACUCGACCAUCACAAAUUGCAUCUCGAGCUGGUACACCGGGAUACAGAGCUCCUGAAGUUUUAUUCAAAUGUCCUCAUCAAACUCCAGCAAUCGAUAUUUGGGCGGCUGGAGUGAUAAUGCUUUGUAUUCUCAGUGCAUCCCAGCCCUUUUUUCGUUCUCCAGAUGACUGCACAGCUCUAGCUGAAAUCACAGCUCUUUUCGGUACCGAUAAAAUGAUCGCAUGUGCACGUAAACUAGGAAAGAAAUUACUAUGCAGUGAGCAAGUUCCAGGUGCUGACAUAGUAUCUCUCUGCCAAAAACUACGAGCUCGUGUGGACCGUUUUCCAAACCGAAAGUAUAGAAUCAAUUCUCCUAAGACCGUUCUAGAGGAGAAUUAUCCUCCCGAAGCGUUCGACCUGCUUCUGAAACUCCUGGAGGUCGACUACAAAACUCGAAUCACCGCCGAUGAUGCCUUACAACAUCCAUUUCUCAGGGGAUUAUAAACUCAGAGCCUUUACAGCUCAUUUAUAAAAUGAUAUUUAUGGGACAAUGAACCGCUCAGUACGAUAUAUUUUUUAUGCAAAAAUUCUUGUACAAAGUUAUAAUAUUUUAUAUACAAAUAAAUUCUUCAAGUACAAUAACAAUAAAUAAAUUUAUUGAGUUUCAUAAUA